GACAAGCGGAAAAAGGAUAGAGCAGCGGAGUGCUGCGAUAGUAGUGGGCGAGAGGAGAAGCAGAGGAAGCGAGAGAGAGCAAGGCGAGUUGAUUGAUUACUCCCACCACUUCGUCUCCACCACCUCCGACCGAACACAACCCGUCCUCGCCAAGCCACCAUCAUUGCGCCACCGCCGCAGGAUCUCUCUCCCCCAGCUCAGUAGGAGCAGUUUCUUUACUCUUUCCUUGCGAGCUACUGCUGCCGUAGUGGCUUCUCGGCAAAGGCUUCUUCUUGCGGUUGCGGUCGUGGUACUGGAGUGGAGUGGCGGCGGUACAACAAUAUACGAGAGUGUGUGUGUGUGCGUGAGAGCGCCACCCACCAUCACGCCCCUCCAUUAAAGGCGCUCACGCACCGCCAUCUCCUCCUCCACGAGAAAGGGGAGCUGAGAGAGUGAGUGAGGAGUGUUGAAUCGCUUCUUUCCUCCCCUCACGGGAGCAGCCAGCAACAAAGGCCCAGCGCCACCCCCCCACGACGCCGCGCGCCUUUAAAGACCAAGGGGAGGACGGCGCGCCACACCUUAAAGAUCCCCACCGGCUCCCUCGCUCCUGCGCCACGAGCUGAGCUUUUGUGCGCGCGCGCGCGAACCGAGGCGGUGAAGGAGGGAAAUGGCGCGGCUCGGCGCUGUGAAUGUCGUGGCGUUCUUGACGGCGGCGGCGCUCGCGGCCGUCGCGGUCGAGGGGAUUCUUGACCCGGUGGACUUCCUGGCGCUGCAGGCCGUGCGGAGGUCGCUCGACGAUAUGCCGGGCUCGUCCUUCUUCGACUCGUGGGACUUCACGGCGGACCCCUGCGGGUUCCCCGGGGUGUACUGCGACGGGAACAGGGUGUCGGCGCUCGCGCUCGGCGACCCGAGGGCGGGGUCGCCGGGGCUGACGGGGAUGCUCGACCCGGCGCUGGGCCGGAUGUCGGCGCUCACGGAGCUCUCGCUCGUGCCAGGGCGCGUCGAGGGCGAGCUCCCGGCGUCCCUCGCCUCGUGCUCCAACCUCCGCUUCCUGGCCGUCAGCAAGAACCUCAUCUCCGGCCAGAUACCGGACGGCAUUGGCGCUCUCUCCAACCUCCGGACGCUCGACGCCAGCUUCAACCAGAUCUCCGGCGCCAUCCCUCCGUCCGUCGCGUCGCUGCCGUCCAUCACCAACCUCAUCCUCUGCCACAACCAGCUCACGGGCGGCAUCCCCUCGUUCCCGGACUCGUCCCCGCUCCUCCGGAUCGACCUCAAGCACAACGCGCUCACGGGCGGCGUGCCGACGCUGCCGGGCUCGCUGCAGUACCUCUCGCUGUCCGCGAACCAUCUCACGGGCCGCGUCGACUCCGUGCUGCCUCGGCUCACCCGGCUCAACUUCCUCGACCUCAGCAUGAACCAGCUGGAAGGCCCAAUCCCGGCGUCCGUCUUCACAUUGCCGCUGUCCGUGCUCCAGCUGCAGCGCAACUUCUUCUCGGGACUCCUCCAGCCGGCCAGCGACGUGACGAUCCCGGUUGUGGACCUGAGCUACAACCGCUUCUGGGGGCCGCUCUCGCCGCUCCUGGCGGGCGUCGGGCAGCUGUACCUGAACAACAACCGCUUCACGGGCGAGGUGCCGUCGCGGCUGGUGCAGGAGCUGGUGGGCACCGGCGGGCUGCAGCUGCUCUACCUGCAGCACAACUUCCUCAGCGGCAUCGAGAUAUCGCCGGCGUCGUCGCUGCCGUCCAGCGUCUCGCUCUGCCUCAUGUACAACUGCAUGGUGCCGCCGGUGUACGCGCCGUGCCCGAUCAAGGCCGGCACGCAGAACACCCGGCCGGCCGACCAGUGCCCCGAGUGGAGGGGAUGACAAGAAUGGCGUCGCUCGCCCAGGACGACGACAAUGACACCGUUGCCUUGCCGGGAUCGCCUCGGAUCGGUCGGCCGGAAAAGAACUGAGGACAUUGCAAAGGGUGGUCUCUGAUUCUUUUGAUUAAAUUUGUUCACUUUACUAGCGUUCUACCCGUGGAUUACUAUUCUUUUUGGUUGGGGAUGGGGAUAGUCACAGACAGACAAGUAAGUUAUUUAAUAAUCGUGAUUUUAUUAUAGGUGUAAUUUUGUGUUUAGUUGGCAAGUGUUAUGUGCUUGUGACUCUGCUGUAUAGGCCAUGCAUGAGUGGGUAGUGAAUAUUUGGCUCUUUGAUGUUGUGUGAUGUGAGGUGGUGAUGCCCUGACGACAAUUAGAAACGGUGUUGUUAUUUAUGGUCAUCAAAUUGGGCAAUGCGGCACAGUGUUGUACGAGAUGGAAUGAAAAUGAUGAACAGUUUGUUAUUGUCCUUUU
Molecule: messenger RNA, 2313 nt
Organism: Brachypodium distachyon (stiff brome)
Lineage: Eukaryota; Viridiplantae; Streptophyta; Magnoliopsida; Poales; Poaceae
Product: probable inactive leucine-rich repeat receptor kinase XIAO
Exons: 1
Coding region: 647-1843 (398 amino acids)
Molecular function (GO): protein binding
Source: RefSeq, a predicted model, not a curated record